Carcharodon carcharias (great white shark) is the source of this 2311-nucleotide messenger RNA. It is a transcript of the gene c1qtnf12, whose product is annotated as C1q and TNF related 12. The record is from RefSeq and is a predicted model, not a curated record. The coding region runs from base 791 to 1858 and encodes 355 amino acids. NCBI's taxonomy places the organism in Eukaryota, Metazoa, Chordata, Chondrichthyes, Lamniformes, Lamnidae. The transcript is spliced from 9 exons. Gene Ontology annotation, molecular function: hormone activity.
GGGAAAAGCUCUCCCGCCUCUUGAGGUGUUGACGUGUUAAAGCGCUUUUUGGAGCUGCUGUCAUUUCCCCAUCGCGGAACCUGGACAUUUAAUGGUCACUUCCCUCUGCAAGGGAGAUUAAUGCUCGGAGGCAGAUUAUUAUUUUAAACAUCAUCCCUUGCAACCUCCCUUUCCUCUCCUUUCUUUCCCCCUUUGAAAGGGUCGUGAGGCAGGACUGAAAGGUAUAAAGGGGGGCGGGGGGAUUACAAGACUUCCAGCCAUUGGGCUCGGUGCUUUGCAAUCGUGCGGGAGAUUCACUGAUGGUGGAAGCAGUGGAGGGGAAUGCUCCCAAUGGGUUAACUGGAUGCCGACAGUCAGCAGAAGCGAGGACAUCUCCACAUUAACCAGCGACACUGUUACUGGCGGGAGGACUGACCAGCUCCACUGCAGGGCUGCAGCUCAGCAUGUGAACACCCAUAACCAGGGCUGACGAUAAAUCCGCCCGAGCCUUCACUUCUAGAGAUUUCUGAAACUUCCCAACAUUUUCCGCCAAGUUUUCCUCAAACGCAACAAGACGCUUUUAAAAUAUAUAUACCAUGAAAAAACAACCUCUCAGUUCGUGUUAAAAGGUCGAGCCGCCUUGAGCUGCUGUUUUGUGCGAGCGAACCACCUGAUGUCGCUUCUUCACCCACGUGUAAGGACGGCUCGCCGCUGAAGUUUUCUCUCUUCAACCCCCUCCGCCCCCUCCCCCCACCCCCCACCCCAUAUCAGACUCUCAGUGUUUGUUUUGAAAGCCGGAUUUGCGUUGAGGAUGAGCGCCUGGAGAGUGGCCAUCGUGACCAUCAUCCUGUGGCACCAGCUAGCCCUCUACAGGCAGGCGCUGGCCAAGAGACCCCUGAGGAUAAACCAGCACACGGAGCCCUACAACACCACACUGACCAACAGCGAUGAGGGUUCUUCCCUCCAGACCCCCUCCUCCAGCCCGGAGGGUGGAAGAAUGGGGCGUAGACUUCUUCAUGACUUCCGACGCCAGUGUCAAUCCAUGGUCAGCCAACAGGUGGCACCCUUGUUGCAGGGUGAGACGACCCAUCUCCCAGAAAGUCGAGAGCAUCGCCCAGUGGAUCCACAUUCAUCCUGGAUAAAAUUUGUACAACGAGAUGGAGUCAAGAAAAGCAAGAAAUGCAAGGCCAACCGGAAGAAAGUAUUGCCUAGCCUCUUUGGCCCGCCAGGACCUCCAGGACCCCCCGGACCACCUGGACCUGCUGGAGCUGAGGUCACACAAGAGAUAUUGCUACGUGAAUUUAAAGAUAUGAUAAGAGAAGCAGCAGAGAGACGGGCAACCAUGUUGACAGAGGUCCAUGCAAGUUUGAGUCCACCACCUUCUCUCCCAUUUGAGGACAUCCAUCCAUACAAAAGAGUAGAAGAAGCUUUUCAUUGUAAACUGAAGGGGAUGGUUAUUGUGGACAAAAGGACUCUCUUAGAGCUUCAGAACUUCCAGACGCCGCUUGCAAAAGGUGCAUUCUUGAGAGGAUCUGGAAUGAAUCUGUCAACUGGGCGAUUUACAGCACCAAUAACUGGCAUCUACCAGUUUUCUGCCAAUGUACACAUCGAUCACAGUGAAAUGAAGAGCAAAGGACCACUUCGUCCAAGAGAUAACGUGCGAGUUCUCAUUUGCAUCGAGUCCCUCUGCCAACGGAAUAUCUCCCUUGAAGUCAUAGUUGGACUGGAGAGCAACAGCAAAAUAUUCACAGUCUAUGUGCACGGGCUACUUCAGUUACAGGCUGGGCAAUAUACCUCCAUAUUCGUGGACAACAGUGCUGGGGCACCAAUAUCCAUCCAGAGUGGAUCAGAUUUUAUGGGGAUACUUGUUGGUGUAUAGCAAGUCGCAUCCUGUUAAGAAGAAACUAACUUUAAUGUCAACUGUAACGUUAUUAGAAUCUCAAUCCUUUUUUAAAAAAAACAAAUCAGAGAUGGAAUUAUUGGUAUAACUGUUGAUGUGAAGAAAAACUGGUGGGAUUUUACCUUCAACAGCUGCUGCCUUUGUACCCUGCCCAUCUAAUCUUUCCAUCAGCUUUAAGAAACCCAUAUUUCGUUAGAACUUUUACUUCACAAACAUGCGAAAUGCCACCCUCAGUGGCAAGUUUUCAUCUGCAACACUGGACUGCAAUAUGCUAAAGUGAUCAUACCUAACUUUCAUUCAGACAUGACAGUAGAAGGGCUAAGCAAGAGAUGCACAUUCAAGCUCUUAUUGCCUUGCUAACGGUGUUAAAAAAGCUCCUCAUGACAACAAAAAUAUUAAUUUUAUUGAUUAAAUACAAUUUUAAUAUUGGAA